Messenger RNA from Rubroshorea leprosula, 3044 nucleotides. Lineage: Eukaryota; Viridiplantae; Streptophyta; Magnoliopsida; Malvales; Dipterocarpaceae. The record is from the annotation of a GenBank genome assembly.
GUUUUCGCGGCUGUGAGCGAAAGUUGGAUAUCAAAAUUUGAGGCGGUUUUUGGUUCUCACUGCGGUCUCUUUAAAAAUUCUCAAAAAAGGCGUACUCAGAUAUUUUCAAGUUUGCUUAAGGAUGAGGUUAAUUGGAUAAUUUCUCCACAUAUAAUCCUCCUUGACUACUCGCUGCUGCUGAUUUCACUUUUGUUUACCAGAGAUUGUGUGUUUUUGUUUUUUUGUUAUCUUUGAUUUUGUGUUGUUUUUAGGGUGUUUGAGAAUGGGUGAGGUUGGAACGGAGAUGGAGUUGGUAAUGGUGGAGGAGGAGGAGGAGGAGAAAAUGGAUGGAUCGUCGGAGGUGGUACGGUGGGAGCGGUUCCUUCCUAGGAUGGUGCUCAGGGUUCUCUUGGUUGAAGCGGAUGACUCCACUCGUCAGAUUAUCACCGCACUUCUUCGAAAAUGCAGUUACAAAGUUGCUGCUGUUCCUGAUGGAUUAAUGGCAUGGGAGACUUUGAAGGGUCGGCCACAUAACAUAGAUCUCAUACUGACUGAAGUGGAGUUGCCUUCUAUAUCUGGAUUUGCGCUUCUUACAUUGGUCAUGGAGCAUGAUAUUUGCAAAAAUAUUCCUGUUAUAAUGAUGUCGUCGCAGUAUUCGAUUAGUAUGGUCUUAAAAUGCAUGUUAAAAGGUGCAGCUGACUUUCUCAUAAAGCCUGUUCGUAGGAAUGAGCUGAGGAAUCUCUGGCAGCACGUUUGGAGAAGACAUAUGCUAGCUGGUGGAGGUGCUCCUCAAAGCCUACCUGGUCUGCAGCACAAGGUUGAAGCUACUGCUGAAAACAAUACUGAGAGCAACCAUUCAAGUGAUUAUGCAUCCUCUUCACAGAAAAAUAAAGAAGGAAGCAAAGGAAGUGGGACUCAAAGCUCUUGUACAACACCUUACUUGGAAGCUGAGAGUACCUACAUGCAAAAUAUGCAGGAUCUUUCACAGAUGAAGUGUGCAAGUAUCAAUUCCGGCAAUGCAGCCAUAGAGCAGCAAAAGAAUGGCAUCAAACUGGAUGAAAAAUCACUUAUGCCUGAGAAUCAAACUAAAGAGGGGACAUUUUAUGAGCUAUUUGUUUCGGAGAAGUCAAAUAGGUCAGGAGCUGAGGUUGCUCGUUGUAAUGAAGCUUCUAAGCCAGAUGCAUUUAAAGUGGAUGAAGACCGUCCUGUUGCUAAGGUGGUACCUCAGGCUCAGCAUAAAAGUAUUGGACGAGAAAGCAGUAGAGGAAUUCCUAAUGUUACUGUUAGCACUCAUUGCCGUAAUGAGGAACCAUAUGAACCGCUGACUAGAGCUAUUGAUUUGAUUGGUUCAUUUGAUAAUGGACCAAAGGGUACUGAACUUUUUAGAUCAAAUGACAGCAGAAGCAGGUCUGAAAUUGCUCCACAGUUGGAACUUUCUCUGAGAAGAUCCUCAGAAAGGCAUGCCCUUAACCAUUCAGAUGCAUCAGCCUUUUCAUGGUAUAAUAAUGGUAAGACGAUACAACCCCUAUUUGCAACUCUAACUAGUAACUGCACUGGGUUGAAAGAGGGUGCAAAUAAAUCACCUGAACAAUUGUCCAGUAAUCUCCUGGAAAAACCCAUGGAUACUCCUCAAGCUCAUGCUGCAGUUGGUCAGUGUGGACAAUCUAAACUAUUGUUUUCGAGUCCUCAAUUUGGGGUUGUUCCUGUUCCAGGGGCUAAAUUGGAUAAUGGGUGUGACGGAUAUGGUCAUGGUUUCACACCUGUAGAUCAUACUCAAUCUGGUUCACCCCCUUCAAUGAGCCCCAAACUAGGUGGACGGCAAGAUCCUUCUAGUUUUCCUGUGAGCACCUCAGUGCAUUCAAAUCCUGAUAUUCAUGACUCAGAACAAGGUUACCAUCAGUCUGAUGAAACUGCCAAUUGUGCUAUUGACCAAAGUGUCUAUGAGCUGAAAAAUCAGGAAUCUGUUGGGGAACCAAGGUCGAGCUCCCCUGCUGCUGGUCAGAGUGCUUGCAGUAGUUUAUGUAAUGGUGCCAUGAAUCAUGAAAGCAGCAGUGCAUAUGGAGGUGUUUCCAGUAGGAGUGAUGCAAGCUGCCACGAUAAGGUUACUGCUAUAGAGGGUGUCAACGGCAGCAAUAUCUACGUUCAUGAUGGAGUAUCUAAAGGGAUGGAUUCUCAUCGCUCCAGCCAAAGGGAAGCAGCUUUGACAAAGUUCCGACUGAAGCGGAAGGAUCGAUGCUUUGAGAAAAAGGUUCGAUACCAAAGCCGAAAAAGACUAGCAGAACAGCGUCCCCGGGUGAGAGGACAAUUUGUUCGUCAAGUGCAGAAUGACACACUUUAGCUGGCGAUGCUGAUGGUUCUAAACCGUGAUAAAUGACAAUCUGUUUAUUUAAUUUUCUGUUGUGAGCAGGUGUUAGAGAAUUCCGUUAAGUCAGGUAGAAGUAGGAAUGUAGGUUAGGUGCUUGUUUAUUUGGUGUGGUCAUGGGUUAUAUAUGACAUAAUUUUUUGAAUCCAACUGAAAGAGGUAGCAUUGUAAUUAAAUAGUGAGGUAGCGUUUUUUAUAUAUUGUUGAUGAUAGUAUGUUUGAUUAAUGACUGACUGAUUAUAGGCAUGUAGGCAGGCAGGUUGAUUAAUUGUAGUACCUUGUUUCAAAAACUUAAAACAGAUCAAUGCAUUGCAUUCUACUCCGCACCAAAGUUACUUCUCUGUUAGUCUGCUAUAGAGUGAAGAAUUUCAGGGUGUGAGUCCUAGUGGCGUAACAAAAUGCCAGGGUUUUCACAUGAUGGUGUGGGAUGGGAUCCUGAGCAUUAGCAAAAGUAGCCCUCGAGAUCUGACAAGGCAACAGCCAAUCGUGGGCAAGCAUGUAGAAGGGGCAAAACACAGCCACGUACUUUGUCAUGCAACCAACCAUGUUGGUAGAGAGCUAAGAGCUUAUCCAAAUAUCGGUGGUAGGCACUGCCUCUGCUAAUUUUUAAGAAGCUGGAUUCAGUUUCAUGUCUUCUAAGGGUUCCCCAUAUCUGGCUCCCAAAGUUAGAACAGAGGAAAGAAAAUAAAGAGAUUUUGUCCUU